GGAAUUGCUCGCCCUACGUUCAGAGCAGCCGGUCACAUGGGCCUGAAUUUUCAGUUCAGUUCAUUAGUCAGCCAUUUUGGUCAACACCCUGCUUACUGCGCACAACCAAUCCUAUUAGAACUGAGCAUCCCGGCUCCUGGGCAGAUCCUGGAAGUGAUUUCUGCAAUUCAGGAUUUUUAAAGCUAAAUAGAAAAUACUGGUUUAUUUUUUGUUCAUUUUUUUCUUUUAUGUUUUUUCUUUUUCUGCACAAAGAAGGAGGAUUUUUCACUUCCUCAUACACAGGCCAGUUUUUGUGUGUGUGUAUGUGUUUUUUUUUUUUAAGCCAGCUAGGGUGGCAUCGGCUGUGCAGUCUUUCAAGCCUCUGGCUCAGCUGAAAAAGAAGGGGGUGGGGAAGGGACGAUAGCAGGAGAGAAGCUAGAAGACAAGCAUCAUCUUAUUUUGCUUUGUGGUAGGAACUGUCUAUGAGAAAAGCUAGCAUAGAAUUGUUUAUCUUAACAGCUGGUUCUUAUACCAUAAGGUGUUUUUCCUUCUUGUUGUUGUUUUUUAACCUCCCUUCCGACCCCCCCCCCCCAGCCUUUUCUUGAGAGCUUUGUUGUAGAGCUUUAAAUUGGGGGUUUUUUGUUGAGGAGGGUUUAUUUAUUUUUGUGGGGUGUGUGUGUUUGUGUGUGUGUUGUGGUCCCAGCUGAGUCAUCAUGUCUGCUCUGACGCCUCCAACCGAUAUGCCAACCCCCACCACUGACAAGAUCACACAGGCUGCCAUGGAGACCAUCUACCUUUGCAAAUUCCGAGUGUCAAUGGACGGAGAAUGGCUCUGCCUGCGAGAGCUGGAUGACAUCUCACUUACACCUGACCCAGAGCCUACCCAUGAAGACUCUUGGGAGGAUUUGACAGAUUUGGUGGAGCAAAUGCGCGAUGAUACAGAAGAUCCUAAUUAUCUCAUGGCUAACGAACGCAUGAACCUCAUGAACAUGGCCAAGCUGAGUAUCAAAGGCUUGAUUGAAUCUGCUCUGAACCUGGGGAGAACACUGGACUCUGACUACGCCCCUCUUCAGCAGUUCUUUGUGGUGAUGGAGCACUGCCUGAAACACGGCUUGAAAGCUAAGAAAACUUUUCUCGGACAAAAUAAAUCCUUCUGGGGACCUCUUGAACUGGUAGAAAAGCUUGUUCCAGAAGCUGCAGAGAUAACAGCAAGUGUUAAAGAUCUUCCAGGACUUAAGACACCGGUAGGCAGAGGAAGAGCCUGGCUUCGUUUGGCCUUAAUGCAAAAGAAACUUUCAGAAUAUAUGAAAGCUUUGAUCAAUAAAAAGGAACUUCUCAGUGAAUUCUAUGAACCCAAUGCCCUCAUGAUGGAAGAAGAGGGAGCCAUAAUUGCUGGUCUGUUGGUGGGUCUCAAUGUCAUCGAUGCCAAUUUCUGUAUGAAAGGAGAAGAUUUGGACUCUCAGGUUGGAGUUAUAGAUUUUUCAAUGUAUCUCAAAGAUGGAAACAGCAGUAAAGGUAGUGAAGGAGAUGGCCAGAUUACUGCAAUUCUGGAUCAGAAGAACUAUGUAGAAGAACUCAACAGACAUCUGAAUGCUACUGUAAACAACCUUCAGGCAAAAGUGGAUGCAUUAGAAAAAUCCAACACUAAACUGACAGAGGAGCUUGCAGUUGCAAACAACAGGAUUAUUACCUUGCAAGAAGAAAUGGAACGCGUUAAAGAGGAAAGCUCCUACAUAAUGGAAUCCAAUCGGAAGGCUCCUAAACCAGACAGAACCUCCGAAGGGCAGGCACUGAGUGAAGCAAGAAAGCACUUAAAGGAGGAGACACAACUACGACUGGAUGUUGAAAAAGAACUGGAGAUCCAGAUCAGCAUGAGACAGGAGAUGGAGCUGGCGAUGAAGAUGCUGGAGAAGGAUGUCUGUGAGAAGCAGGACGCUCUGGUGUCUCUGCGGCAGCAGUUGGAUGACCUCAGGGCUCUGAAGCAUGAACUUGCCUUUAAGCUGCAGAGUUCAGACUUAGGAGUAAAACAGAAAAGUGAACUGAACAGUCGCUUGGAAGAGAAGACUAAUCAGAUGGCUGCUACCAUUAAACAACUCGAACAAAGAUUGCGCCAGGCUGAGCGAGACCGCCAGUCUGCUGAGUUGGACAACCGACUCUUCAAGCAGGACUUCGGAGACAAGAUCAACAGUCUACAGCUGGAAGUGGAGGAGCUCACCAGGCAGCGAAACCGGCUUGAGUUAGAAUUAAAGCAGGAAAGAGAAGGAAGAUCACAAAACAGCAGGAGCAUCCCAGGAAAGGGUUCCCAGAAGCCAGAAACCAAAACGGAUGGGAGGCGCAGAGCUCAAGAGGAAAAUGUGCAACCAGUAAAGCCCCUGGAAGAAAGCCACAGGCUGCAGUCUCACCCUGUGGAUGAGCAGGAUCAGCCGCUGCUCUCUGAAAAGUCCCAGAUGUGUCAGCUGUGCCGGGAAGAUUGCAGCCUAACAAAGCAUGUGUGUAAGAACUGCAGAGGUACCUUCUGUGAUGCCUGCUCAACAAACCAGCUGCCUCUUCCCUCAAGUAUCAAGCCUGAGCGAGUCUGCAAUCCCUGUCAUGAGCAUCUGAUGAAACAGUAUUCCACCAGCCCAUCGUAAGACUGGAGGCCAAGAUUUGGACCAAAAUGUCUCUACCCGUGUUAGCUGUCUCAGAUCCCCUAGAGCCAAGACUUUAGAGUCAACUCAAGAGUUGAUAGGAAUGAUUUAAAUAAACCAGGUCCAGGGAGAAAAGGCAGUGGCUGGUGAUGCUGCAAAUUUUGCUCGCUUUCUCUAACGACUUUAUGAAUAAAAGUUACUCAGUUGAGCCUCUCUCUGCUAAAUCUAAACGACCCCACUUUGAAGCUUUUAUUUCGUAGUAUGUCUUUGGAAGGGCUGUUCAUUUUUAUGAAUAGUCCUAAGACUGGGGUGGAUGUUACAGGAGAGAAGGUCCUUAGUAGAUAAGAAUAAAAAGGAAAGUGACCAUCCUUCUAUUACAUUUGCAGAUUAAGGGGGGAUGAUAAUUGGUAACUGAGAUUGAAAUGACAGAUGUUACAUAUUUUCCCAGGUGCUGCUUGACAUAAACAUUGUUUCCUCUUUACCCCCACUAACUACCUCUUCUUUAAAUAUCUACCAAACUGUGAACCCAAACUCAGGGAAAAGAAAUUACAGAGUAAUAUAAAUUCUGAAUGUACUUAAUAUUAUAAUAUAUUAUAAUUUCAGAACCAGAACUUUCUAGUUCUGGCCUACAAGUGUUUUCAUUAUCAGAAUAAGGAGGAGGAACAUUUGCGGUUUCUCCACUUGAUGACUUCAAAAGUCACCUGCCCUUUUCAGAACCUUCUACAGAACAAGCCAACUCUCUUCACUUGUCCUCCCCUCCUCUGAAUCAUCAUGGAAAUUAUAAGGGGUUUUAACAAAAGGUUUGGCUUCUGCACACAGGGAGUAUUGAAGCAAAACUAUGUCAGCUGUAAAGGAAAAAGAAAUGUAAUUUGUCCACAGCUGAGAAUAAUUCACUCGGAAUAUUUAUCAAAUUCUUUUGUGACUAAGAGCUCCCUUAAUCCAAGCUAAGAAUCAGAACUGAUAGGCAGGUGUCUUGGAAAGUAAGAUACUCAAGCAUCUCUUAGUAACAAACCCUGAGCGGGGGUGGGAGGUAGGAGAGUUCAUUCGGCUGGGGAAAGAAGAAAAUGGUACCUGCUCUUCUGAUUAUGUUACAUGUGUCUAGAUUGUUUGAUUCCAGUUAAGACCUAAGAAGAUAGAAUUCUGUAACUGGUUUAGAAUUAUGAGUGGAGACAUCCUGGAACUCUGUGGUUUUUGAUAAAUUCUCUAAAAGGGUUACAGUCCAGAAAAGACUUGUUAUUUCUGAAGUCUGACAUUACUUGGUGAGCUGAGUUUAAAGAGUUGUUACUUGGUGAAACUGAGUUUUAAGAGUCUACAGAAAAAUAAAAUCCUAAUAAUUCUCA
Phacochoerus africanus (Common warthog) is the source of this 3946-nucleotide messenger RNA. RefSeq names its product RUN and FYVE domain containing 3 (gene RUFY3). The record is from RefSeq and is a predicted model, not a curated record. Gene Ontology annotation, molecular function: metal ion binding. NCBI's taxonomy places the organism in Eukaryota, Metazoa, Chordata, Mammalia, Artiodactyla, Suidae. The transcript has 19 exons. Gene Ontology annotation, biological process: regulation of axonogenesis. Bases 693 to 2609 code for a protein of 638 amino acids. Gene Ontology annotation, cellular component: cytoplasm.